AUCCCGGUUUAGAGAAACCUCUUUCUCAUCUAGAGGGUUACUGUGAACUGUUGAGAGAUUUACAGUAGAAGCAAGGUGAGGACGAAACCUUAUCUUUGUGGUUGCAGACAUGGCGGGUACUUCUCUACCUUCGUGUCUCCUCAGUCAAGGACCUUCGUUACUCUUCUCUUCUUCGAAUCAGGACUCAGAAGCUAAUAAAUGUCGAAUUGGGAUAACAUCUGGAAAACGUUGUCUUGUUCGUUGUUUCGCUAAGAAGAAAAUCAGUUUUGUGGAUCAGAUUCUCGAUUAUAUCGAAGGCGGUCCCAAGCUUAGGAAAUGGUAUGGAGCUCCUGAACUUCGGCCAAAGGAUGGAUCUUUAAGUGGAGACGACGAUGAAUUUGAAGAGGAAAAAGAAGAUGAUCUUGAUGGAGAGAAAGACGUUGUUUUUGUAACUGAUGGAGACAGUGAUUUGGGUCAGAUGAUUAUACUGCAACUGAUUGUGAAAGGAACUCGGGUUAAAGCACUUGUGAAGGACAAAAGAAAGGCUUUGGAAGCUUUUGGAUCUUAUGUUGAGUUGACGACUGGAGAUGCAAGCGACGAGCGUUUCUUAAAGAAAGCUUUUAAGGGUGUUGGUGCGGUCAUAUCCCCGACAGAAGGUUUCUUAUCGAUUGUCAAGAGUUUUAGAGGUGUAAAACACGCAGUUCUCUUGUCUCAGUUGUCUGUUUAUGAAAGCAGCGGCGGAAUUCAAGCUAUGAUGAAUAGCAAAGCCAAAAAACUGGCCGAGCAAGAUGAAAACGCCGCUAUAUCUUCAAAUGUCCCUUAUACAAUCAUAAGAACAGGCAAGCUGGAGAACAGUCCUGGAGGGAGUCAAGGCUUCAACUUUAGCGCGGUAAAGUCAUCUUAUAAUAGAUAAGGAAAAACAUGUAUCUUGGCUUUAAACUUUAGACAAUAUUGUUAUGAAUGGAAACAGGGUGCUGCAGCCAAAGGAAGCAUAAGCAAGGAAGAUGCUGCUCGUAUAUGUGUUGAAGCACUAAGUGUGAUCCCACCAACAGGGUUGAUAUUUGAGGUUACGAAUGGAGAAGAGGUUGUAUCUGACUGGGAAGGACAAUUGAUGAAAGUGAUGCAGAGACAGAGUGACAAGAAGUAAGCUUCAAAGCUGAGAUGAACAGACAAUCACAUUAUACAUCAUCACUGCCUAUAUCUUUCUUUUAUUUUUGUAAUCAGACAUCAUCAUUGUCUAUAUUUAACAACAUGUUUCUGUUGAUGAAGAUAAGAAAUUCCUUCCUUUAUAUUUGAUAUGGGUCUCUAGAUGCUUUGAAAGCCUUAGAAUUGUUAAUUUUAACCAUGAGUAUCAUAGCAAGAAUGAAAUAAAGUAUGGGAGACCCUACCAUAUACAUUCU
Messenger RNA from Arabidopsis thaliana (thale cress), 1379 nucleotides. Its product is annotated as NAD(P)-binding Rossmann-fold superfamily protein. The coding region runs from base 110 to 892 and encodes 260 amino acids. The transcript is spliced from 8 exons. NCBI's taxonomy places the organism in Eukaryota, Viridiplantae, Streptophyta, Magnoliopsida, Brassicales, Brassicaceae. The record is from RefSeq and is marked reviewed.